AUGCUACAUGACCUGUGUGCACCUACAACUGUUACGUUUGUGCUACAGGACUCAGAAAAGAUAUUCCUUCCCAGAAUUGUGGGUCAUUCUUCGCCAGAGACAGGCAACCAUUUCAUCCUUUGGGUGUUUGACUUCAAAGCCAAACAGAUUAAAAUAUACGACUCACUGAUGACUUCCAGCAGCAUCAGUGAUGAUGACAUGGACCUGCUCAGAAACGUCUUUAGGUUUUCUGGUGGGCUUCAAGGUUGGACAGUCAAAUAUCCUCCACAGUGGAAGCAGGAGGACGCCGUCAAUUGUGGUGUUUUUGUGUGUUCGGCUGCAGAAAAUGAAGUCCUACAUCACAAGGUCACUGAUGAUGCUCUGACCCUUAGUGAGUGCAGGAUUCUUCGUCUGCACCACGCUACACAAAUGCUGAAAAUUGUGAAAGCUGAGGAUUUCCCACCGACUAUGGAAGACAUGUUGAAGAUUCGACAGAAAGAAAUGGAAGUACAAGAAGCUGGAGUUGAACAGACAGACUCAGGGAUUCAUUGCAUGGCCAUGCAAAUAAAGGCAUGCUUGUUCCAGAGAGUGACUGGGAAAACCAGUGUUUUUCAUGACCACAGAAAUCAAUGUAUGUGGCUACUGUGCACUGUCUGCAAAAAAUGUCUGCAUUUUGAGUGUGCUGGUGUGGAGGGAGACUCGAAAGACUGGGAAUCAAAGGGUUUUGUUUGCGGAUGCAACCUUACAACUAAUGUAGGUGACAUGCUGGAGGCUGUUACAGUUACAGAAAUCCUUUCAGAUGAAGAAAUUAAGGAUUUGGAAAGAAAACUGCAGAGUGGACUUGUUCUCUCCAAUCGGAUGUAUCUGUGGAGUCACAGAGAAUUAGAUCCUGAACUUCGCAAACAUUACAGUGAACAUUUUACUUUAUUCAGUGACAUAAAGACAGAAGAAAUGAUCCAAAGACUGUCAAAAAUUCUGUCAACGCCAGUGGAGAAGCAGCUAUACCUUAGAGAGGUCAUUUUACCAGAGGUUUUGAUUCGAUGGUUGCAAAGCAGCGGGAAAAUGUGCAGAUACCAAGCUGAAUUUAUACUUCUGAAGGGCACAUCUUACAAAGGGAUGGGAAUAGCGACAACAGCUGGUGAUUCUGGACAAAUAGAAGAUGAAAACACUUUUCAAAGUGACUGCAAAGCUGCGGCUGCUUUUUGCUACAACAAGGACUUUGAUGGAAAAAUUGACCUUCCUGAGGUCAAAUUGGAACAAGAAGAAACCCUGCAUGACAUGCAGAUCCAGGAGGGUGGUCACCAUGACGAUUCCCAAGGAGAAAAUGUCACAUUUGUAUAUCAAAAAAGCGUUGACAGUGACAGCGCUGAGACAGAACUUACAAUUUCUAAAGAAAUCUUAGCCAUGUUCAAGACAGAAAAUGAAAUUCCUGACCUUAACCUUUUAGGUCCUAACUUUAAAAGUACUGAUCAAAGAAAAGUAUCAGUCACACUCAGAGAAGAUGCCACUCUGGAGUGCUAUGGUCCCAAAGAUGCAGCCAUCAUAAUGUUAAAGUGGAAAAAGCCCGGCCUGCAGUUGCACCAUGUCUUUUACCUUAGACAUGACCACAUUCAUGAUGACUACCAGCAUGGAUUUCUUAAAGGUCGAGUGACACUGAAAGAUCCGGAGUGGAAGAAGACAGGAAAUCUUUCAGUUUGA
Molecule: messenger RNA, 1677 nt
Organism: Neolamprologus brichardi
Lineage: Eukaryota; Metazoa; Chordata; Actinopteri; Cichliformes; Cichlidae
Source: RefSeq, a predicted model, not a curated record